This is a messenger RNA of Urocitellus parryii (Arctic ground squirrel), 3103 nucleotides long. It is a transcript of the gene Tbc1d10c, whose product is annotated as TBC1 domain family member 10C. Gene Ontology annotation, molecular function: small GTPase binding; GTPase activator activity. Lineage: Eukaryota; Metazoa; Chordata; Mammalia; Rodentia; Sciuridae. The record is from RefSeq and is a predicted model, not a curated record. Gene Ontology annotation, biological process: regulation of GTPase activity.
CUGAACUGGUGGGGACAGGCUGGGCCCGGGGCCUGGUCUCUAUGGAGGCCUGGCCUUUAUGUCACCUCGGGGACUAACCCACUCCCCAGUAAAAGAGGGCACAUAGGGGGCUUGUUCAAAUAUCCUGAAAUCUCCCUCUGAGGCCGGGCAGUGGUUGACUGGAACCCAGGCCCCAGGUUGGCCAGGAGCAGCCCCUCACGUUGAUUCUCCCCAGGUCUUUCAGCCAGUGGCAUUUUGGGGUCUAAGGCGCCAUGGCCCAGGCCCUGGGGGAGGACCUAGUGCAGUCUUCUGAGCUGCAGGAUGAUUCCAGCUCUUUGGGGUCUGACUCAGAACUGAGUGGGCCUGGCCCCUAUCGCCAGGCUGACCGCUACGGCUUCAUUGGGGGCAGCUCAGCAGAGCCAGGGCCAGGUCACCCCCCUGCAGACCUUAUCCGCCAAAGAGAGAUGAAAUGGGUAGAGAUGACCUCACACUGGGAGAAGACCAUGUCCCGACGGUACAAGAAGGUAAAGAUGCAGUGCCGGAAGGGCAUCCCUUCAGCUCUGCGGGCCCGGUGCUGGCCUCUGCUGUGUGGGGCUCAGGUGUGUCAGAAGAACAGCCCUGGCACCUAUCAGGAGCUGGCAGAAGCCCCUGGAGACCCACAGUGGAUGGAGACCAUUGGCAGAGACCUACACCGUCAGUUCCCUCUACAUGAGAUGUUUGUGUCACCCCAGGGUCAUGGGCAGCAGGGGCUCCUGCAGGUUCUCAAGGCCUACACCCUGUAUAGACCGGAGCAGGGCUAUUGCCAGGCCCAGGGCCCUGUGGCGGCUGUGCUGCUCAUGUACCUGCCUCCGGAGGAGGCCUUCUGGUGCUUGGUGCAGAUCUGCGAGGUCUACCUUCCUGGCUACUAUGGGCCCCACAUGGAGGCUGUGCGUCUGGACGCGGAGGUCUUCAUGGCCCUGCUACGGCGGCUGCUCCCACGUGUGCACAAGCACCUGCAGCAGGUGGGCGUCGGGCCCCUGCUCUACCUGCCUGAGUGGUUCCUGUGCCUCUUCGCCCGCUCCCUGCCAUUCCCCACGGUGCUGCGCAUCUGGGAUGCUUUCCUCAGCGAGGGUGCCAAGGUGCUGUUCCGAGUGGGGCUGACACUGGUGCGCCUGGCACUGGGCACUGCAGAACAGCGCAUGGCCUGCCCAGGACUCCUGGAGACGCUUGGUGCCCUUCGAGCUAUCCCUCCCGCUCAGCUGCAGGAAGAGGUCUUCAUGUCCCAGGUACACAGCGUGGCCCUGUCAGAGCGGGACCUGCAGCGGGAGAUCAGGGUCCAGCUGGCCCAGCUGUCCAAGUCAGCAUCUGAGCCACUACCUCGGCCACAGGCCCGCCUUCCUGGGGCCCAGGCCAUCUUCGAGGCCCAGCAGUUGGCAGGGGCACGAGGGAGUGCCAGGCCUGAGGUACCUCGAAUCGUGGUGCAGCCCCCAGAGGAGACCACGCCACCACGACGCAAACCCCAGACUCGUGGCAAGACUUUCCAUGGGCUCCUGACUCGGUCCAGGGGACCCCCCAUGGAGGGUGCCCCCAGGCCCCAUCGAGGUUCUGCCUCCUUUUUGGACACCCGCUUCUGAAGGUGCCAUGGACUCAGUCCCCAGUCCCAAUCACCUGAGUGGCUGAUGCCAGCCCUGACUGUGAGCACUGUACUUUACUGCUGGGAUUUGGUGACUCAUCUUUGUUCCCAGUGAGGACCAUGCAGAGUGGGACUUUAUGGACUGUGUCGGGCAUGAGAUCAAAGGUCACAGAAGGGGGCAUGUGGGGCAGGCUGGCCAACCACCUGUGAACCUGUCUUGGUGCCUGUAUCAAAGAGCUGGAAGAUUGUGGGGUGAGGCUGCUGGCUGGACUAAGGGACCCUUGAGGGCUCCUGGAGGACCUGGAAUAAAGUCUGACUGAGCAGAUGCCUGGAUGGAUCGGCAGAAGCCCUGCGCCCUGUCCCUGGACCUGCCACCCCUUCCCCUCCUGCCCUCACCCACCCUCCAGACCUGCCCUCUCCUUUCUGACUGGGGACUCCCUGAGGCUGCCCAUUGGCUUCUGGGGAAGCUGUUUACCAGCAAGAGAGCUGUGCUGGUAAACCACCUUGCUCCGGCCUCUUGGGGGCAGGUAAGGCUCGUGCACCUUGGGAGGAGGGCUCCCCAGUGGCCGCUGGGCCCAGGAGUCGGGGCUAGUCUCUAUUCCACCCCUCAUUCCCCUCCCCCUAGGCUGGUUCAGGACUCCCCCGGGUGGAGGGACUCCCACCCACUUCCGUGCCCCCUCACCCAUGCUCCUGGUCCUGUCAGUCAGAGGGAGCCAGAAAGAACAAAGGCCUAGUGUGCCCCGGACAAAGGAGAAAGGUCCCGCCAGCUCUUGUCUCUCCCUAAGCCCCAGUGCUCCCCCUCGAGACCGCCACCAUGGAAACCCCCUCCCACACUCACUAAUUGCCCCCGUGGGUGCCUGGGGUGCUUGGGACAUGAGCCACUGUCAAGACAACAGGACUGGUGCCCGUGUCCCCACAGUGCCCAUCCCCAUCUCCCUGUUGCCUGCCCUGGCAGUUCCUUAACAGGCCACGGGUAAAGAACAGAGCAGGGGCACAGGAGGAAGUGUCUGGAGGCCCAGGCUUCCAUGGGGACAGCCCGUCACCAUGACUGUGCUGGCCAUUGGCAUGGCCCCUGUCAGAGUCUGAAACUGGAGCGUUCUGUCUACCCACAGGCUGCAGAAAUGCACUCAACCUGUAUGUUCUGUGGCACCCACUAGGGGCCUGGCCAGGCCUGGGUGCAGCAGACCUGUCCCACUCCCACAGAGCCUGCUGCCUGGAGGAGGGACUCCUGGAGGGCCAGACCCAUAUCUGUAGUUUCUCUGGGGAAACUGAGGCUCAGGAGAGGAGGAACUUGACCCAAGGCCUACGAUGACCCAAGAUUUACUCCAGGCCCUGCCCUUGGCAGCCCAUGAACCAGCCCCCCUGGAUCCCCACCUUGGCCUGCCCUCCUGGACGUCCUCUGUGCUUCUUCACUCCCUUCCUGAGCCAGCCCAGGCUCCAGCUCUCCUGCCUGUGGGGCGGCAGUGGGGACCUCCAGGGUCCUCCUGCUUUCCUCUUCCCAGCUCACUGGAU